AUGUUCAAUUCAUCGAUUACCAAUUUAAAAUAUUCGCUUAUUGGUGUUAAAGAUAACUUAUUAGAGAAUAUUACAUCUGAAUCGACAUUGAUUAAUACAAAUAAUCCAGAAAAUUUGGAAUCAAUUGAAGAUAGCCGUGAUGAACCUAUUGAUCAAAAUCAACAAAAUUAUCAAUACAACAAUGAAGAAUUAUGCGCUGUAGAAAUUCCUGGCUUAACUAAACAAAAACGUUUCUUCAUAAUCGAUCAAAACUCAAAAACUCGAUUUUUAAUCGAUUCUGGUGCUGAAUGCAGUGUACUUCCUCGAUCUCAUUUACCAAGACGAUUCAUACCUCAACAUCGUAAAAUGUCUAACAAUUGGAGAAUGGUCUAUGAAUUUCUAUUACUCAGUGAAGAAUUAUUGGAGUUUUAUAGAAUGAAUAAUUUUUUAACGGAAUAUUCGGAAUUUAUUGACGAACGCUAUGAAAUGAAUCCAUUUUACGUACUGUUUCAAAGAAAUUUGUUACAAUUAAAUCCUAUACUUAAUGUUAAUCGAAACGGUUGUCUAUUUGUAAAAGAUUACAUUUCGGACAUGGAAUUUUUAGUCAACUAG
This is a messenger RNA of Cotesia congregata, 591 nucleotides long. Lineage: Eukaryota; Metazoa; Arthropoda; Insecta; Hymenoptera; Braconidae. The record is from the annotation of a GenBank genome assembly.